AUGACCAGUUACACAAAGAGGUAUUUCAGGAUUCCAGUGGCUGACCUCAGUGGUAAAGAAGCAGUGCGCAUUAUCUGUAGCUUAGAGACUUCAGAAGAAGAUGAGUUGCUACUGGCUCUCAGCAGAACCUUCCUCUCACAGCAGCUUCACAAGGGAGACAUGCUCUAUUUGUGGGAUCUUGUUUUCAUAUGGAGUAAACUCCAUGGGCGAGUGAAUACAUCCAGCCAGGCAUUAUUGGAGGAGAGCCGCCAGCUGAUGCUUACUGCCACAAAUGUCAACUCAAUUUUCCCAUUCAUCAGAGUCAUUCUGGAAGAGCUAGGCGACAAAGGACUCCAGUUUUGUGUGGAACUCUGCGCCAAUGCGCUACAGUCCUGCCUCCUUUGUGAUGCAGUCACCAAGUCCCUAAUCUACAAAACUAUUGCCAGCCUACUGCCCAAUGACCUGGAGGUGUGCCGGGCAUGUGCUCUCCUUGUCUUCUUUUUGGAACGCACUGUUGAGGCCUACAAGGUUGUCUUGCUUCUGUAUACACACCCUGACCAGGAGUACCAUGCAGAGUCCAGCCCCAUUGGCAACCACAUUCGCUUUGAAAUCCUGCAGAUCCUAAAGAAGGGCUUAUACUUUGACCCAGAGUUCUGGAACCUCAUUGCCCUGCGGACCAGCUGUUUAAAGCUAAUGAGUGAGAAGGUGUUAAAUGCGGCCCUAGAGGAAAUCAUGGAUGAAAAUUGGGUCUCUAAUUACUGUGCCAAAGACCCCACUAUGCGUUCCAACACCCAUCCGACCAACUGUCACAAACAAACAGAAGGUGAAGGUGCACACUACCAAGCAGCAGCUAAGAAACAUCAUCAUAAAGAGACCAGAAACUUCAUGGCAUCAAAAAGAAACAAGAUGUGCCCAAGCAAAACGGGAAUAUCUGAUAACCACACAGUGAAGAAGAAAAGGAACCAAGGUUCACGAUCUAUUAAGGAGCCAUCAUCCGAAUCUUUCAGGCGUUCGUUUUGGCAGCUUGACAAAACAAAGGACAAUUUUGCCCAGCAGUUUGGUUAUGGAGAGCAUAGGCGCAUCACACGACUCUCUGAGAAGAACCCCCCGAAACGGAGGAUCAGGACACCCAGGUGGCUUCUGGAGGACUCAGGAACUCUGGAGAAUAGUGCCCCUCCAAAGCUCAAAAAGUGUAGGAUGAAAUCUAAGCAUCAGAAGCGGCAUCGGGCUCCAGCAGUCAAAAAGGCUGGGACCGGCCAAGUCAAGAACAAUGCAAAACACAAAACUAGAGGCAGUCCACCCAAAGUACCCUCAGACGUACUAUGUGAAAGCCCUGAUGUAGAAAUGAAAGUUGCCCUUUCCUCACAAACUCAAGAGCAGGCCAAAGUGACCCACUCCACAAUAUCAGAUAUAGAGUUUAAUGGCCUGACCACAAACAGUGUCUGUCAAAUCACAGCGACAGUGUCACAGAACUCAUGUGAAGAUGGUGUCUCACCGGCCACAAUUGCUGAUGAGAUCCCAGAGACCUCGACUUCUAACGAGGUCUCAAACAUCGCUGUUGCAGUUGAGUUGACCGCCCAGUCUCAGGAUGUUGUUACAACUGAAUCUAUUCCCAGAGCUGAGAAGUCUCACGUUGGCAGAUACGAUGAGGAAAAAUCAAACAUGUGUUUCGACCCUUCUGAAUUAGGCACGAGUCUUUCAAAUUCAAGUGCAGCCAAUACAAGUGUGGCCAACACUCCCAAUAUGUUUGUGGCACCACUGCCUAUUGCAGGCAUUGCUAAAGUACAAGAGCCAAUACCUUUUGAUAACCCCAGCGUCACAGAAGUGUCAAAUAGCCCUAGAAUUAGUGAUAUUUUAGAGUUUCUGGUCACAGGAGAUUUAACUGAAGAUGCAGAGAUUCACAUGCCUUGCAAUGAUGAUGUCAAUGUAGCUGAAACUGAUGCCAUUGUUCUAAAUCCAAAAGACCCAGAUCCUGGUGCAAACAUUGUUGCCCCACAAAAGACAUCAGAAUCAGAGGUUUCUACGGCAUCCCGGGAUGCAAACAGUAGAGAGGACCUAUGUGCUCUGACUUUAGUAACAGAGAUAGUUACUGAAUCUGCACCACAGGCAUUUGUUCCAGAAACAGAGGUUCCCAAAGAGCCAACACAGGGAGGCCAUGCUCCAGAGGUGGCAGAGCUGGUGCUUGGAGGUAUGCCUAAUGUAACAUGCAAAAUUCCUUCUACCUCCAGCGGCUAUAUUACAGAACAGAGUGCGACCACCAUUGUCGAGGUGCAAGAGGAAGAGAGCGCUCAGGAUACAGCUCUGGAAAGUCCUGACAAUGGUGACCCAGAUGUUGUUCCUCAGGAAUCUGAGGAGUCAAAGUUGGAGUACUGUUGCACCCUCUGUAACAAGGUCUUUAAAGGUAAACGUGUGGUAGUGCACGCAAUGUUCCACUACAGGAAAGAUAAGUGUAUGUUCUGUGGGUUGUUGUUCAAAGAUGACCUCCUGGCCAUGAUGCACCUUUCUGAGCACAUAGAGAAGCUGAAGAAAUGCAAAGAGUCAGCAGGCAACAUUGCCCAAGAAAAUAAGUUCCCACAGAACAAAGGGAUCACCACACCCAAGACUGAGACCUCAAGUUCAUCUUCUGUGAAUCACAGAGGAAGACCAAGGAAAUCCACCCUUGGCCAUAAAACUUUGAAACCUUCAGAUUCAGUUCCAUCUGAAUCCAGAAAGUUGCGUUCAGCUGGUAAGCCAUCGGAUAAUAAGUUUCCAUUCAAACAUGUUCAGAACAUGUUAAAACAUGGUAACUGCAAAUCACCUGUGCAUAAAAUUAACGGCCAUAUUUGCAAAAGCCAAAGUAAGAUGGUGUUAGUCAAGCAGGAUGACUUGAAAAUGGAAGCAAUGCAGAAUAGUACACUGCUUGAAGAGUCAAGCCAACUAACAAGUCAUGGAGCUCAGGUGCUUUUGUUGCCAGAAACUCUAGAGUUGGAGGGGACUUCCACACCAGCAUCAAUUCAAGCUUUGGAGUCAUGCCAUUCCACAGAGAACAUGCCAGAGGAGUCAGAAUCUCUUGAGCUCCUUAAGACCACCCCAAAACAAGAGGAAGGUGGUGUGAUGGAGAGGAGCAUUGAGAUGUUGGCCAAGGUUUGCUGUCCUGUGGAUAGAUGCUCUUGGAAUGCAGACCUAUCCAGAAAUCGUGUUGUGUUACUGUAUCAUGCUCUGGAAGUUCACUAUGGUAAUGUCAAACCCUUAGAAUUGGCUUUCCAGAUCGGAAACAACAGAUGCAGUAUUUGCAUGAGAGUUCUGUGGAGUUUUCAACAUUACCAGCACCAUGUCGAAAGACAUAGACUCACUCCUAGGCAUCCCUGCCUUCACCAGGGUUGUAAUGCCCGGUUCAAGACAGGAAUAGAAAUGAGACGCCACACUAGGAGGCACAGUCCACUGCAGGCAGUGUGUUGCCUCCCUGGAUGCUCCAAGCUGUUUAUUUGUCUCUGGGCACUGAAUCUUCAUGAACGUGAGCAUUAUGCUUCCAAACCCAUCAUAACAGCUAAGGGAGCAAAUCUCAAAACAGGAAAUAAAUGUGAUAAAGUGCAGGCCAUGAAAAAAUGGGGCCAUAAACCGAAGGAUGCCAUGGCUGCACAGCCUGUUACUAAUGUAGAUAGAGCUGAAAGUGUGAGGAAUGCUCCAGCACUACAAAAGCAAGCUACAGAGAAGCCGUCCAAAAGAAAUCGCUCUCGGACAGCUUCUCUCACAACAUCUAAAACUCUGCCAGCAAUGGAGCAGGCUAAAGUAAAACCCAACUCUAAGGAUGUAAUUGUCACAGGGAGUCUCUCUAACAAGGACACCUUCCCACACCCCACCAAUCCCACCAGGAGAUUUAGGAGGAAGUUAAGUAAAGAGAGAAGGAUGAAAAAAAAGCUGCCUGUUCACAGUCUUCACCAAGUCUCUUCUUCCAUCAUCGAAACCAAUGGCAAAAUGAGGAAUAACUUUAUGAAAAAGAAAGUGACAAUGAAUGUAAAAAGUCACAACAGAAUGGGUUGUCGCCCUGGAUCAGGCAAGUUGAACAAACCCGUGAUGGGCCGGAAAAUGAACAGUCAUGAAGAUGGAAUCAUCUCAGAAGGGAGAAGGGAUCAGAAAACCAAUGUUGCGACUCAGCUUUCGACUAGUCCUUUAGAAACGGCACGGGCAUCAAACAUGAACAACAAAUCAAAAAAGAAGCGAAAAGAGAGGAAGCAAAUCUGUGACAUAGGUGUAGUCAAAACUACUUGCAUCAGUGGCACAGUGGAAUUAAAUGACAAUUCAAAGUCACAAGAGUCCAUAAAGCAGCAGGUUAAUGAAAGCUCUGUUCUUAAACAAAAAAAUACCUCUGAUAUUAUCACCAUACCAUCUCUAUCACCUGAUGUUUCAAAGGAAACGGUCCCUCCAGUUUCUGCUGCAGAGAAAAUGCCGAAGUCGAUUAUUGAGGAAAAGUCAAAGAAGUUGAAAGCUGCCAAAAAACGCAGUCUUCCUAAGGAUGGCAAUAAUCCAACUGCUCCAUCAGACAACAGAAAGACAAAGGAGAAACAAAAGGACACAAACACAACAGAGGGCCCAAAGAUUAAGAAGAAAUGUCCUAACAAAGAGAGAGGCACACAGUCAGCCUCAAAGAAGCAUGCCAAGUCAAAAACUGCUAAAACCCUACGAGAUACUAAUGAGGAUUUCAAGUCAAAAACUGUUAAAGCCGAACAAGAUCUGAAGGAAGAUUUCAAGUCAAAAACUACUAAAGCCCAACAAGAUACGAAUGAGGAUUUCAAGUCAAAAGCUGUUAAAGUCCAACAAGAUACAAAGGAAGAUUUCAAGUCAAAAACUACUAAAGCCCAACAAGAUACUAACGAGGAUUUCAAGUCAAAAACUGUUAAAGCCGAACAAGAUACUAACGAGGAUUUCAAGUCAAAAACUGUUAAAGCUGAACAAGAUACGAAGGAAGCUUUCGGGUUGAAAACUGCUAAAGCACAAGAUACUAAGGAAGGUUUCGAGUCAAAAACUGCUAAAGCCCCACAAGAUAUGAAGGAAGAUUUAAAGUCAAAAACUGCUAAAGUCCAACAAGAUACUGAGGAGGAUUUAAAGUCAAAAACUGCUAAAGACCAACAAGAUACUGGGGAGGCUUUACAGUCAAAAACUGCUAAAGCCCAACCAGAUACUGAGGAGGAUUUCAGCAGUCAGUUAAAACUGGAGGUUGAUGAUAGGGGUCAAUCAGAACUUGACCAGACAAUUGGGAAAGGAGCAGAAGAGAAGGCUGAAGGAGAGGCUGAAAAAACACAAGAGGCCACAUCUGUCUCUACAACUAACGUCCUUGGCUACUCCUUGAUAGUGAACGGACAAGUGGUACCCAUCAAACCAGAGAAACCUCAAGUUGAUGCAGCAAAUUCCAAGGUGGAAAUAGCCAGUGCCACACCAAAAGAGACACCCUCUAGCUAUGGGAAGAGGCUGUACAUUCGCCCCCCACCUACGGCAUACCUCGAUGAGCGAUAUACCAACAUGCCAAAGCGGAGAAAAGAAAUGUCCAUGUUCUCCCACUCCUCUCAGAAUCAUCAUCCUCCACAGCAGGCUGUCAGCCCUCAGCAGAGGCAACGCUGUGCCAACUGUUUCAUUUCCUUUAGCAGUACGGAGGAGCUGCAAAGUCAUCUGCUGCUGAAGAAGUGCUCCAACCUCUUCGGCUUUGACUCUGAUGAUGAGGACUGCCUGUAAUGCAAGGUCCUGGAAGGGCCACAAUGUUUGAAAUAGCCAAUCUGAGGACUACUGAAUUGAUUCACAGUCAGACUGUUAGAAGUGCCUGCCCUGGACCCAAAUUGCUGUUCCCAGUACUUCAUCUGGUAGUGAUCAAGUAUUCUGGCUCAAAGACUGGACUCUUGAAAGCUGUGAAAUUGUAAUUUUGCAGAAGUCAAACAGGGCUGCACCUAUUUUUAUUAGGAUACACAUUCUUUGCAUCAGUAAGCCAUAAAAUUAGAUCACAAUAUUUGCUUUUUGCACUGUUUUUUUUUUUAACACAAACCUUUUGCUUCAGUUUUUUCUGCCUUUAUCAGCAUUAUCUCAAAUAUUGGAUUCAUAGUGGACAGUUAAGCAUCAAGAAUGUCAUGCUUGCUUAAACAUCCUUAAUGUUACAUUUUCAUGGAUUACACCUUUGUAAGUUUAAGUUUAAUGUGUGGAUCUAAUUGUACUUAUUUUUGAUAAGACUAAUUCUGUUCCUCAAACCUCAUAGUGGGGUUAACUAGCUCUGUGCUACUUUAUGUACGCUGCAUCAGUUUUAUUCUUAUAAUCAUGAGUAACCAAUAGGGGGCAGAGUUCACCAUAGCUGACACCCUCCUGGUUAUGCUAAAAUGAUAUUGUUUCUCUUGCUAAACAUAAUGUAAUGAGAGUAUAUCAUGUGCUCUGCCUGCAACAAAGAGGGAGUCACAAAUCAGCAAUCCCACAAAACGGAUUAGUUCAAAUUAUGUUGUUGAACAUUUCAUCCGAACAUCCCAAUGAUUUAUUUUUCAUCUAGCAAUGACAUUUGUGAACUACAAAACGUGCCCCCUAUCCCUAAUUAAAUCACACUGGUUAGGUCUUAAUUUUGCCCUCGUUUUACUUGCAAAUGACCCACUCCAGGGUUGAAACUUCGGCUCUCAUCUCUUUUGUUAAUGGAGAUUAUAUUUUCAUGUCGGCAAAACUCGACUGAGCCUUCCGAGACCUCAGAUAUAAUGUGAUUUUUGUUUGAAUGCAGGUGUUCUCUUCAGUGGUCCCAAUGGUGGACGUAGGAAAAACUACCACAGCAUUAGGGUCACCGGGAGUACACUCGAAGGCUGUGAGUCAUUCAUAAUCAACAUCAGGUUUAAUUUAUUUAUAUGCUUAUUUUCUAUCUUUUGUAAAUAUUUGAAGAGUUUGAUUGGCUUGUUAUAUAUAUGGGUGUUGGAACUGGGUUUAUAUCUUGCUCUUGAAGUAAAAUAAAACACUUCCAAUGA
Lampris incognitus (smalleye Pacific opah) is the source of this 6935-nucleotide messenger RNA. RefSeq lists its product as uncharacterized. Gene Ontology annotation, biological process: regulation of transcription by RNA polymerase II. Gene Ontology annotation, cellular component: nucleus. The transcript has 8 exons. The coding region runs from base 1 to 5685 and encodes 1894 amino acids. Gene Ontology annotation, molecular function: DNA-binding transcription factor activity, RNA polymerase II-specific; DNA binding. The record is from RefSeq and is a predicted model, not a curated record. NCBI's taxonomy places the organism in Eukaryota, Metazoa, Chordata, Actinopteri, Lampriformes, Lampridae.